Williopsis jadinii is the source of this 1627-nucleotide messenger RNA. RefSeq names its product enolase. The record is from RefSeq and is a predicted model, not a curated record. NCBI's taxonomy places the organism in Eukaryota, Fungi, Ascomycota, Saccharomycetes, Phaffomycetales, Wickerhamomycetaceae. Gene Ontology annotation, biological process: glycolytic process. The transcript is spliced from 3 exons. Gene Ontology annotation, cellular component: phosphopyruvate hydratase complex. Gene Ontology annotation, molecular function: magnesium ion binding; phosphopyruvate hydratase activity. The coding region runs from base 1 to 1290 and encodes 429 amino acids.
AUGCUGAAGAGACGGCUACUGUCCAGACGAGGGUACUUCAUAGUCUACGACUCCCGUGGUAACCCAACCGUUGAAGUGGAGCUGACCACUGAGCAUGGAACGUUCAGAUCAAUUGCAGUUGAGUUGAGGGACGGCGACAAGACCAAGUGGGGCGGUAAAGGUGUCCUGAAGGCCGUCUCAAAUGUCAACGACAUCAUUGGUCCUGCGGUGAUCAAGGCCAAUAUCGACGUCAAGGACCAAAAGGCAAUGGACAAGUUCCUUAUCGAGCUUGAUGGUACGCCAAACAAGUCUAAGCUUGGUGCUAACGCAUUGUUGGGUGUCUCACUGGCCACCUCAUUGGCCGCUGCUGCUGAGAAGAAGAUUCCACUGUAUCAGCAUAUCAAGGAGUUGUCGAACACACCGGGCCCUUACGUUUUGCCAGUUCCUUUCCAGAACGUGUUGAACGGUGGUGUGCACGCUGGUGGUGACCUUGCAUUCCAAGAGUUCAUGCUUGCCCCAAUUGGUGCCUCAUCUUUCUCUGAAGCCCUUAGAAUGAACUCGGAAAUUUACCACAUCUUGAAGAACUUGGCAAAGGAAAAGUACGGUCAAUCUGCUGGUAAUGUGGGUGAUGAAGGUGGUGUUGCUCCAGAUAUUUCAACACCUGAGGAGGCCUUGGAUUUAAUCACCGCUGCGAUUAAGAAGGCCGGUUACGAAGGUAUAGUGUAUGUCGGUUUGGACGCUGCUUCUUCCGAAUUCUUCAUCGAUGGUAAGUACAGAGUCGAUUUCAAGAACCCAACAGAUGAUGAAUCAAAGCACCUGACUGGCAAGCAGCUUGCUGACUUGUACGUGAAGUUGAUCAAGGAGUAUCCUUUGGUGUUCGUCGAGGAUCCAUUUGCGGAGGACGAUUGGGACUCUUGGACCGACUUCCUGCCUAGGGUUGAGCUUCCAGUUGUCGCUGAUGACUUGACAGUCACGAACCCCGUGAGAAUCAGAACUGCAAUUGAGAAGAAGGCUGCCUCUUCUCUUCUGCUUAAGGUGAACCAAAUCGGUACACUUUCCGAGUCCAUUGAGGCAGCUUGGACAGCAUACAACGCUGGUUGGGGUGUGCUGGUGUCCCACAGAUCUGGUGAGACUGAGGACACCUUCAUUGCAGACCUCUGUGUCGGUUUGAGAACUGGUCAAAUCAAGACUGGUGCUGCUGCAAGAUCUGAGAGAUUGGCAAAGUACAACCAACUGUUGAGAAUUGAAGAAGAACUGGGUGACAAAGCAGUGUACGCUGGUCGCAACUUCCAGAAGUCUGUUCGUAUUUAGUUUUUUUUUGUUGCUGAACGCUUUUUUUUAUUUCUAAAGUGGUUAAUUCAAGACCUUUCUGUAUGAUUUUGGUGCUGAUUGUAGGUGUGAAGAGGUGAUGUCUCUGUGAUCUUCAAGGGUAAGCUUAUAAUGAUAUCUCAGGUGCUACACACUUAACUAUUAAACGGCUAUCAAUAAGUCACUCUCCGCUUCAAGUGCCGGCUCAACGUCACCUGUACUAAGAAAUGAUGUGAAUAAGAUAAUCCCUAACCAAUAUGACGCGAACAUAUACGAUGGACGAGUUAUUUCAUAAGAACGCAGGAAAACAGGAAAUACAAUGGCUGAAAGAGUGCCGUUG